Molecule: messenger RNA, 912 nt
Organism: Uranotaenia lowii
Lineage: Eukaryota; Metazoa; Arthropoda; Insecta; Diptera; Culicidae
Product: metallophosphoesterase domain-containing protein 1-like
Exons: 4
Coding region: 446-823 (125 amino acids)
Source: RefSeq, a predicted model, not a curated record
AAAUCAAAAUUCAAACCAAAAUGAACAUUGUUAAACUUUUGCAUUUUUUAGGUAUUUGCAAAUUUUCGUGUAGAAAUUUGAUUUGUUUGACCCCGCGACCGCGCCAUUUUUUAAAGUUAAAAUUUUUCCAAUUCAGUAUCUGGUGCCAGUACUAUCGUUAAUCAAACCGGAAAUAUCAUGAAAUAUCCAUCCUCUUACGGAAGAUCCAACUCCCGCUUGGAAGAACUUUCCAAAUUCCAGUGUGUCAUUAGAAUCGAAGCUUACCCUCCGACUGGGAAUGUCCCCGCCAACAAGAUCCGGUCUUCCUCCCCCAGAUUCCGGCUGGAGAUAUCUUUGUCCAUGCGGUGAUUUCACUCGGUGCGGGAAGUUGGACGUGGUCAUCGAUUUCAACAAUCGGCUAGAAAAAAACUACCGCAAAAACACAUACUGGUCAUAGCGAGAAAUCAUGAACUUAGCUUCGAUCGCGCAGCCCCUUCAAUAUGGCACCGGAGGCUGCUGCAAGAACACUGGUUCUACUAUUGUUGACGAAAUACCAACACUUGGUCAUUCGAAGGAGAGCCUAGCGGAGGUAGUGAAAAAGGAAAAUAUUCAUCAGUACUUGAGCAAUUGCACCUAUCUGCAGAAUAAGUACAUUGAGCUAUAUGGUCUUAAAAUUAACGGCACGCCUUGGCAACCGGAGUUCUGCAAGUGGGCCUUCAAUGUGAAGGGCGGUAAAGAUUGCCUGGAAAAGUGGGAGAAUAUUCCAGAAAAUAUUGAUAUCUUGAUAACCCAAACGUUGGUCAUGGAGAUCUUUUCUGUUCAGGAGUACGACCCGGCUGUGUAGAGUUGCUAACGAUAAUUCAGCAACAAGUCAAACUACGGUAUCACGUAUUUGGACAUUUUCAUGAAAUCCAAUAGCCAUAUUCUUGUGAG